Messenger RNA from Notothenia coriiceps (black rockcod), 3144 nucleotides. It is a transcript of the gene mavs, whose product is annotated as mitochondrial antiviral signaling protein. The coding region runs from base 91 to 1794 and encodes 567 amino acids. Lineage: Eukaryota; Metazoa; Chordata; Actinopteri; Perciformes; Nototheniidae. The transcript is spliced from 5 exons. The record is from RefSeq and is a predicted model, not a curated record.
GUGUGAAGGAGACAACGCAGCUUUUAGUGUGAGAGCAGGAAUAGCUUUUGCGAGGGAGUCACAUACUACCGAGGCACCACAACUCGAAAGAUGUCAUUUGCCAGUGACAAGCUGUACAAUGGGUAUCUGCGGCGGAAUAUGCCGACCAUUGUGAGCAGGGUGAAAGUGAGAGAAGUAAUGAUCCACCUGCCUUGCUUGACUUCUCACGACAGGGAAAACAUUGAGGCAAAAAGAGAGGUUCGUGGGAACUAUGACGGCAUGGUGCUUCUGCUGGACUGUCUGAAGAGAAGAGAAAACUGGCCCGAGCAGUUCAUCGAAGCACUCGAGGCGUGUGAGCAGCCAAUUUUAGCAGCUGGGAUUAGAACAGAAUACGACACUCUGCGAGGCACCAACAAUUCCAACCCCAGCUCUCCUCCAACAACUGUCGUCAGGGCAUACGUGCAUCCAGCACCAUCUGCCAGGCAUCUGUCCACCGCAGAGAGCGGUGCAAACAGUCAGGCUGCUGCUGCUGCUCUGCCAGCUGAAGCACCAGCUCCUGCAGAGCCACUUGCCCAGGCCUCACCGCCUCUGGAAAUCCCUGUGCAGCCACAAGCCCCCCCGAGUGCAGAAGCCAAAGUUCCUGAGGUGGUUUCCCCUCCACAGCCAACUCAGGGUGAAGUGGAGCCCCCUCCAUCAACCCCUCCUCCUGAGAGCAACUCCCACCAGGAGCCGGUGGAAAACCUUGAAUCAGACAUUGAGGAUGUCUCCGGUGAUGAUGCUGCGAUGCCCGAUCAGGUGAGCGCAGGAAACAGUGAGGUUUUGAUCGACGCUGUGGCCCCUCCGCAACCACCUGCUGAGGAGCUGGAAACAGAAACUCCAUCCAUCCAAGAUCCUGUCGAAACAACAACAACAACAACAACAACCUCCACGGAGAUCAGUCCUCCACAGAGUCCCUCUCCAUCUCAGAUGAACUCGGAUGUGACCGAUGGAUCCUCUUUCCUCACUUUAACCCCAGAGAAACCUCCGGUCCAGGACACCACCCCCCCUGUGGACAUGAAACCUGCUCCUUUCCUGCUGCCUGAAGAGACGUCUGAGCCGCUUGCGACACAGGUUAUUGAAAGCAGCCCGCAGACAGAAACUGAAGCUGCCCCCUCCCCCCUGCCGGUUGCUGCAGAGACGGACACCCCUAUCUGUGAUGACAGCUCUGUGUGUCUGAGCAAACCUGGCCCACUCCUCAGCAUCCACCCACAACAAGAUGCUAUCCCUGCUAUCCCUGAACAAAGAGAGCCGGUGCAGCUCUAUUCGGGGAAUAGUGAGCAUCUGGAAAUCAGUGAUGCUGCAUCAGAAGCUGUGACCUCUUCCCUCCUCCCCGCAUGCUCCACCACUGUGAAUACCGCACUGCCAUGCCAGGAGAACGGCAUCGCUCCAAACCUCAGCGAACCGGUGGAAAACCACUACGAGUCUCCCUGUGAGAGUUUGGAUAUGCAAGUGCUGGAGAAUGUCGGGCAUAUAUCCGAGGAGCCGUCUAUCCUUGACCUAGAUGGCCAAAGCUCAAUAACACGAGCUCAAAUCAUGAAUGGUGACGCAGCCAAAGAGAUCAUCCCUGCACCACCAGUAUCCACCAACACUGUAUUGAGUGUAAACACCCCCUCUGGUGAGAACUGCCUCCCUUCUGAGCCCACACCUGCUGAUAUCUCCCCAGAGCCGAAGACGCUGCAGAAUCCAGAGAAGAAGUCGAAUAAUACUAAAUACAUUCUGACGGCUGCAGGAGUGGGCGCCUGUGCCCUGGUGAUGGCGUGGAGGUUUAAAAAUUAAGUGGAUUGAAUACCUUUUUGAAGGAGGGGAAGAUUAGGCUUUAAGGCUUUUUAAAAGAGGAUCUUAAGGUUAUGGUGCCUUAUUGUAGUCAGUGAACUGAAAGGGUGCUUGGCAGCUGUGUCAUAAUUACCUUUAGUAAUAAUAGCUGACUUGCCAGACCUUUGAUCAUGUCAUUAAUUACAAGUAUGUUGUUAAGUUGGGCCAUGUAUUAUUAUUUUAUUGUUGAAUUAAGUUUGCCCUAGUAAACAAAAACCAAAUCUACCCUUUUUAUUCUAGUUUGGGAACUUCAUGGAAAUGGGUUCUUAGGUUAUUUAUGCAUGUGCCGCAAAGUUUGUAAAUAAACACUUGUGCUGUGUAUUAAUUAUACAAAUAUUUGUGUGUCUCAUGCACUUUUAAGAUAAGACUGUUGGCUAUCAUCCAGGGAAGAUAAGUGUACCAAGGACCUUAAACUACUGGAUCUUGACUGCGGAAGAAAGAGUGCCAGUAUCCCACUCUGUAAACGAUGGCUAGUGCACUGUGUAUUUAUUUGUACAUAUAUAGAGAUUAUAAAGAUAUCCAAUUAUGUAUUUUAGGAAAAUGUGUUGUCAAAAACAUUCCAAUGCAAUGUCUGCUUAAAAACGAUGGCACUGCUUCAAAGUGAGUUUUCUUUAAUAGCCCUGUCCUGUUUCUUUUUGAGCCAGAGAUUAAGACGACUUGAUGUUCCCCAAAACGCACAUUCAUUUCCAGCUUUACCCAGUCCAAUCACACAACUUCAAAAUGCUUAAGCAAUUUUUUAAGUGAGAGCCAACAAAUCAUUACAUGGAAGGUAUUCACUUUGAGCUAUCAUGUUGUUAGCUGCACAUUUAACUGGGUUUUUAAAUGUUCACUUUUGUGGUUAUGCUAAUUUCUUCCGUUUUGAUGUUAAAAUAGGAACAUUUUAAAUAGUUGUUAGUGUAAACAUCCUCUAAUUGUUAUCCGUUUAGAUCAUUACAAAAAAUGCUGAAUAAAAUAAUAAUAAUAAAAUGUUUUAAAGUAUCCUAUAUGCACUUUGAAAAAAAUCAAAUCUCAUCUCAAACAUUUACACCAGAUGAUGGCCAUGAAGCUUUCAAAGUUGUUCCUCUAUUUUAAAAAGAAAGUUUGAGAAGAGGUUUUAUUGUAAAUAGCAUUGUUAAUAUAAGAAAUGUUCGGGGGGGGGGAAAUAAAUGUUUUUGCACAUUUUAUCAGGUUAUUUGAGCUGCAAAGAUUCUUAAAUGUAUUCACUAUAGAAAACAUGUAAAUUGUGAUCUCAGUUUACGGUUUAUCAAAAAAAUGUAAAGACUGUCUCUGGAUACCCACUUGGCAAUUAUACCAAUAAACCUGAAAUAAAACAAA